AUGGAUAAUACUGAGCUAUUUGGUGGAUCCCAGAUCCCUGAUCGAGAUGUGCACAAACAGUACCAGGCAUGGGCAGAGAAAUACGGGCCGGUGUUCAGCUUGAUGCUAGGACCGCAGCCUAUGGUUGUUCUUUCUGGUGAUGUCGCCGUCAAAGAAGUCUUGGACAGACGCGCCGCAGUGACUAACGAAAGAGGCGAUCACUAUGUUGGUCACCAAAUCUUAGGUGGUGGUGAACAUAUGCUUCUGAUGCCUAAUGGACCAAAGUGGCGUCUGCAGAGGAAGUUGAUGCAGAAGAUGCUGAAUGUCUCCGUCGCUCGGAGUUAUUUACCAUAUACAAUGCUUGAGAAUAAGCAGAUGGUGUUUGACUUGCUCAUGAAUCCGGAUGAUUUCAUCUAUGUCCUCAAACGUGUCGAAGAGAUGACAACAAUCAUGCAAUCAAGCACCUCGGCGUUGGCUGACCUCUUCCCGACGCUACGACGGCUGCCAAGUUGGAUGCUGCCAACAAUGGCCCGGGCAAGUACAUGGCACCGUAAUACGACCGAUUUCUACCUUGGACUGUGGAACGAGACGAAAUCAGAGCUUCAAGAAGGACGAGCUAAGCCCUGCUUUGCUGUGGACCUAUUGCUCGAACAGGAGAAGGAAGGAUUUUCUGACAAGUUUGGCGCGUUCCUCUGUGGGGCAGCCUUGGAAGCUGGGACUGAUACUACUGCAAAUGAGCUGAUUGGCUUUGUGCAGGCCAUGGUCCUUUUCCCAGAAGUGCAGAAGAAGGCCCAGGCCGAACUUGACAGGGUCAUUGGCGAUCGGAUACCGACAUUUGAAGAUUACGACCAUCUCCCGUACACUCACAGCUGUGUCAAGGAAACCCUUCGUUGGAUGCCGACUGCAGUCAUGGGAGCGGCACCACAUACAGCGAAAGAAGAUAUUCAGUAUCAGGGCUACACUAUACCCAAAGGUGCCCUGCUGAUAAAUAAUGUGUACACGAUCCACAGAGAUCCCAACCGCCACACAAACCCGGACAGCUUUGUCCCAGAACGCUAUUUGAACGACAGCAAGAGCGCUGCAGAGUCAGCUCAGAGUGCAGACGUCAGCGAAAGAGACCACUUCACCUUCGGCGUUGGUCGACGCCUCUGUGCCGGUAUACACGUCGCAGAGCAGUCUCUUUUCCUCGGUAUAGCCAGGAUUCUUUGGGCAUUCAACAUCACACCGAAGCACGACCCAAUCACAAAGCAGCCCCUGCUUCCACAGUCAGACAGAUAUACGCCAGCUGUGGUCUGCAUGCCGGAGCCUUUCCAAGCUACAGUUGAGCCGCGUUCUCAAUGGCGAGCUGACAAAGUAGUAUCAGAAUGGACUGAAGCGGAAAACCUCCUGGACGAGAAUUCGCAAUGGAAAGUGGUUGGCGAAGGGCUGAGAUUCACCAAAGUCUAG
Molecule: messenger RNA, 1425 nt
Organism: Fonsecaea nubica
Lineage: Eukaryota; Fungi; Ascomycota; Eurotiomycetes; Chaetothyriales; Herpotrichiellaceae
Exons: 4
Coding region: 1-1425 (474 amino acids)
Molecular function (GO): oxidoreductase activity, acting on paired donors, with incorporation or reduction of molecular oxygen; monooxygenase activity; iron ion binding
Source: RefSeq, a predicted model, not a curated record